Molecule: messenger RNA, 1566 nt
Organism: Truncatella angustata
Lineage: Eukaryota; Fungi; Ascomycota; Sordariomycetes; Amphisphaeriales; Sporocadaceae
Product: cytochrome P450
Exons: 6
Coding region: 1-1566 (521 amino acids)
Molecular function (GO): oxidoreductase activity, acting on paired donors, with incorporation or reduction of molecular oxygen; heme binding; monooxygenase activity
Source: RefSeq, a predicted model, not a curated record
AUGGCCAACACCACCACCACCACCUUGAGCUCCAGCAUUCUGCAGGAGAGUUGGCAAUGGGUCAAGUUCAACCCUUGGCUCGCGAUCAUCGCCGUGACUAUCACGAAUCUUGUCCUCACGAGAUAUCGCUCAGGACUUCGCCGAAUACCGGGGCCUUUCACGGCUAGCUUCUCCAAUUUCUGGAAGUUGCGGGCAGUAUGGAACGCGAACAUGCACAGGGAGAACGUGCGAGUGCACGAGGACUAUGGACCCAUCGUCAGAAUCGGACCCAACCACGUCUCGGUGUCCGACCCUGAAAGCGUGAGGGCCAUCUACGGGGUGCAGAAUGUUUUCCCCAAGUCGGCGUUCUAUCCCCUAGCCGAGGCUAUCUAUCGCGGCAAGUUCCUUCCCACGCUCUUCACGACGGAGAGCAAUCAAUAUCACAUAAAGCUUAAGAGAGGGGCCAUGAAGGCCUUCUCGAUGGAUGUCGUUGUGGGCCUCGAACAGUAUGCAGACAAGUGCAUUGGCCUGCUCCUGGAACGACUGCGCCAAGUCACAGAUGACGGCCGGAAGCCGAUCAACCCGGUCGACUGGAUGCAGUACUUUGCCUUCGACGUCCUUGGCGAGAUCAACUUUUCUAAGGACUUGGGAUUCAUGGAGCAAGGAACUGACGUGGACAAUAUCAUCGGUGCCAUCGGUGGCAUUUUGGGAUACGUGUCUCUGAUCGGACAAGUCCCGCUCGUCCACAAAUUCCUCCUCGGAAACCCUCUGCUCCCCAAGCUUCUGCCGUCCAUCGAAAAGACAAAUCAAGUAUUGCAGUUUUCUGUCAAGCAAGUUGAAGAUCGCAUCCGGAACCCCAUCCCGCGGAAGGAUAUCCUGAGCACCCUUUUGGCAACACACCAACAAGAUCCACAGAGCCUCUCUCUCGACGAGAUUGUCGCCAUCACCACCACAAAUGUCAUCGCCGGUUCUGAUACCACAGCUGCUUCGCUUGCAUCUGUUCUAUAUCAUUUAAGCAAGUACCCGGCAGCACGCAGCAGAUUAGAGCAAGAGAUCGACGACGCUGUGCGGGGAGGCCAGGCCUCCAAUCCCAUUUCAUAUGCUGAAGCAGUGAAACUCCCAUAUCUAUCGGCUGUGAUCAACGAGGCUAUGCGUAUCCACCCUGCUACUGGUUUCAUCCUUGAGCGACGCGUCCCCGAGAACGGUAUUACACUUCAUGGUGUAUACCUGCCCGAGAACACAAUAGUUGGUGUAAACGCGUGGGCUUUGCACUACAAUAAAGACGUGUUUGGCCAUGACGUACAUGCAUUCCGCCCUGAGCGCUGGAUCGAGGGGGACGAAGAGGCCAUCAAAGAAAUGAAGAGAAAUAUGUUUGCGUUCGGAGCCGGACCACGCAGUUGCAUUGGCAAGAACAUUUCCAUUCUCGAGAUGUGGAAAGUGGUUUUUGAGCUCUAUCGGACUUUUGACAUUGCCCUAGCCAAAGACAAAGAAUGGACCGUCAGCGGGCGAUGGUUCACGACCCCAAGUGGCAUCGAGGUGACAAUGAAGCCCAAGAGCCGGAAGCCGGGCGAUGCGUUGACAGCCUAG